Molecule: messenger RNA, 2589 nt
Organism: Prorocentrum cordatum
Lineage: Eukaryota; Dinophyceae; Prorocentrales; Prorocentraceae
Source: the annotation of a GenBank genome assembly
UUCCAGGGCACUCCUGGGGCCCCGUCUGGGGCCAUUUCUGGAAUCUCCCUGCGCAGCUCUUCCCAGCGGACGCGGUGGAGGGCGAGGCUGCUGCCGGUCCGAGGGGGAGGCGGCCGAGCAGGAUCGCCGCCUUGGCCUGAGCUGCCCUGCGCUCGGGGCCCCCGCGGCGCGCCGACUCCCCGCCCGCCUGCUCGAGAGUCUUUUGGUUUUUUCUUUCGGGUGCGCGCUGCCGGGCGCCGCCCCCCCAAGGUCUCCCACGGCCGGGCCAGCCGUCGACGCCCGCUCCUCUCUCCGGGCGAACCUGGUGUCCCGUGCUUGUCCCUGGGGGGUUCGGUCCAGAGGGCCUCGGCGCGGGCGCGGAGCGGCGCUUCUGCAGCGAUGACCAACAGCAGCGGCAAAGACUCCGAGGAGGUGCCGAGGAUGCGCUGGCUGAUCUUCGGGUGCGGCGGCGUCGGGGCGAAUUUCGGUGCGCGGCUCGCGCAGCAGGGGCAGCGCGUCAGCUUCAUGGUCCGCAACCAGGCCCUUGCGGCGCUGAGGAAGCACGGCGUGCGGGUCAAAAGCAUCUGCGGGGACGCGACUGUACCGCCAGAGCAGCUUGAUGCCAUCAUCGACACAAACAGCAUCCAGGCGGACAUUGGCACAGAGGCAGAUCCGAAGUGCCGAAAGACGGAGGAGGAUUUCGUGGCCGACGUUAUAGUGCUGUGCUGCAAGGCCUGGGAGGCCAAGAAGUGCCUUCAGAUGUGCAGGAAGUGGUGCGGGGCCGACACGCUGAUAUUGCCUCUCCAGAACGGCGUCGAAGGAUUUGAUAACAUCCAAGACAUUGUCAAGGGCUGGGGGGUUGGGCACGCUCUGGCCGGAUGUUGCAACAUCGUUGCUGCGAUCCAGGAGCCUGGUAUGAUCCGCCAUUGGGCUGCUGACCCGCCCUACAUCACGUUCGGAGAGUACAGUGGUCCACCCAGUUCGAAGACGCAGGCGGUGGCGAGGAUCUUUAGCUCGAGCCCGGGCAUGGAGGGGCACCUUGAGAGCGAGGCAAUGCCAAAGAUUUGGGAGAAGUUUGCGUUCAUCUGCGCCAGCACAGCAGUCGGCGCGACGUGCGGCCCCGCUGUCACUCAGGACAUCAUUGGGACUGUUCCCGAGCUCCAAGACAUGUGGCGCAGCGUGAUGCACGAGAUCAUCGCGCUGGCCAGGAGUUACGGGCUCAAGUACGAGGACAAGUGGCUGGAGGACCGCGUCGCGCUCCUCCAGAAGUCGAAGGGGGCGACCACCAGCUGCAGUAGGGACAUCUGGGCGGGCCGCCCCAGCGAACUGGACGACCUUCUCGGGUCCGUGGUCCGCAUGGGCAAGGCCAAGGGCAUCCCGACGCCGGUGAUCGGCGCCCUCUUCACCACGCUGCUCAUGCGUGAGCGGAUGGCGCGCCAGGAGUCCGCCCUGCCCAUCAACCCGCUGCUGGAGGGCCAGAAGGUGCUGGGGACGAUCUGUAACCACAAGGGCCAGCAGCUCCCGGCGGACAAGACGCUCGUCCAAAAGAAGGCCGAGGACUACGCCCACCCCGAGUGGUUCAUCUGCCCCAUGAGCUCGUGCACCCCAAGCGGGGGCAACGUAGAGGUGCCGGCAGGCGUCACGAUGGCCUGGGAGGUGGAGCUCGGGGUGGUCAUCUCCCGGGCCUGCCACAAGGUGCCGAAGGAGCAGGCGAUGGAGUACGUCGGUGGUUACGUGGUGGUCCUUGACAUGACGGGCCUCUCCGACGGUUUCGAGAGCAUGAAACACGGGCUGUCGUGGACGUUGAACAAGUGCCGCGCGACGUGGAAGCCUGUCGGGCGCUUCAUCCCCGCGUCCGACGUAGAGGACCCGCACCAGGUGACUCUGGUCACAAAGGUCAACGGCAAGGAGGUGGGGCGGGACAGCAUGUCCAGGAUGAAGUUCUCGGUCCAGGAGCAGGUCGCCGACGCCAGCGCGCUGACUCCGCUGCAGAGGGGCGACGUGCUCCUGGCGGGCGCCGGGUCGCUGGGGCCGAUUGCCGUCGGUGAUACAUUGGAGGGCUUCAUCGAAGGAUUGGGCGAACAGUUCCAGGCCAGCGCCAAGCUGGUGGCGGCAAAGGCUGCGGGGGAGGUCUGAGUACCGCGGCGGCUCGCUAGGGCUCUCCAUAAUAGUUGGGCCCCCUCAUGCGUCGCGUUGCUCCCUCCUUCGCUUGUUUCUCCCAGGUGGAUGGGCCCUCCCCCCUUUGCCUCGUCCUCUUCCUUGUCUUCAUCACUUCGUCUCCUUUUAUGUAUCGCCAGAGUCCCUCGUUUUUCAACGGCGGAUUUUUCUUGACGGUCGAACUGCGCCGGCGUUGCGUUUAGAUCACUUCGUUGUGAAGUACGAUGUGACAUGGCGCGCGCACCCAACGGAGUGCGAGCCACAGAGCGCCCUUGUUCGAUGCCAGCUCUCGUGCCUCGGGAACGCAGUGCCAGAGCGCGGCCUGGAAUAGAGCCGCGACUUUUUAGCCUGCGCUGUUUCUGUGGAGGUGCUGGCCGAGGAAAGAGUUGACGUGUUCGGCAUUCGCGCAGAAAGCCCGUCAGUGCCGACGACCGCGAGGGGGUGAUGUGAUCA